Messenger RNA from Melitaea cinxia (Glanville fritillary), 1940 nucleotides. Its product is annotated as regulation of nuclear pre-mRNA domain-containing protein 1B. Gene Ontology annotation, cellular component: RNA polymerase II, holoenzyme. Gene Ontology annotation, molecular function: RNA polymerase II complex binding. The transcript is spliced from 6 exons. Bases 153 to 1199 code for a protein of 348 amino acids. Lineage: Eukaryota; Metazoa; Arthropoda; Insecta; Lepidoptera; Nymphalidae. Gene Ontology annotation, biological process: mRNA 3'-end processing. The record is from RefSeq and is a predicted model, not a curated record.
GCAACUUCAUUGUUUCGAAAAUGGCGGUGUAAAAACAAAUUAACGAACGUCAUAUGUCGUCGUCAAUGUCAAGGAGCGAUUGCAAACCCGAAAAAGUCGUACGUUUCUUGGUGCUGUCUAUAAUUAGGUAGCGAAUUAAUUGUUGUCAGGCAAUGUCUGGAUUUACUGAAAAUGCGUUAAUACGCAAACUGCAAGAGUUAAACCCUAGCCAACAAAGUAUACAAACAUUGUCUCUUUGGCUCAUUCAUCACAGAAAACACCACGCCGCUAUCGUUAAAACAUGGUUUAAAGAGAUGCUAAAAGCUAAAGAUAGCAAGCAACUUACAUUCAUGUACCUGGCGAAUGACGUAAUACAAAAUAGUAAAAAGAAAGGACCUGAAUAUGGAAAAGAGUUUGGCAAUGUCCUUACUGAUGCGUUGAAACACAUGGCUAAAACAGGGAUAAACACUAAAACCAAGCAUUCCCUGCAUAGGAUAUUAAAUAUUUGGCAAGAAAGGGGCGUGUAUGAACCAGAGAGGAUACAAGAGUUCAAAACAAUUGUUGAUCCAAAUGAUGAAGAACUCAGUACUGCAACCAAGCGAAAAACAACCGAUGCAGAUAUAAAGGAGACUGACAAAAAGCCAAAGCUAGAGGAAAAAUCGAGAGAAAAGAAAGAGAGACGGCGUAGCGAGUCUAAGUCAAUUUCAGAGAGCCAUAACGACAGAAAUUCAUCUGUCAGCCCAAAGACCUCACCAGGUGACCCUCCUGAGCCCGAGGAACUUAUAAAGGCAUUGCUAGAGUUGGAAUCGAGUGCCUCAAGUGAUGAAGCAGUUAGAGAGAGAAUUGCAUCAUUACCUCCAGAAGUUUCGGAAGUGCAAUUAUUGUCUAAGUUAGAAGACAAAGAAUCUGCCGUAAGUCUAAGCGCCGUUGUCAACUCAGCUGUUGAAUUACUUGCUGAAUAUAAUCUCAGACUUUCUGAAGAGUUAGAGAAACGGAGGAAAGUUGCCGCUAUGUUGAGAGACUUUGAGCAAGCACAGCGUGAGCUUGCGAAGAAGGCUGAGGCUAAGCUAGAGGAAUACAACAUCAAGCUCCAGAAGAUAUACGAAGUGAAGACAGAGGUCAAAUCUCAUAUUGAGAAUUUACCGGAUGUAUCAAGAUUACCAGAUGUCACCGGAGGUCUAGCGCCCCUGCCCUCUGCCGGUGACCUUUUCAGUAUUUGAGUAACAAAGAAAAUAAAUAUUUACGAAAGCAAUAACAUUAGAAUAUGCGUAGGAACUUUGUUAAUGCAUUGUAAUAAUCAUAUACCUAAUUAAAAUCAUAUAGUUAUAAUGUCACAAAGGAUUAUAGCACCAAAUAUGUACGAAAUGUUAUCAAAUAUCAGGCAUUUUAAACGUUAACCGAUGCUUAGAUAUCACGUAGCUUGUACCUAUAGACUUCACCAGGUAGGAUUUUAGCAGUAAUAAAAUAUCGGUUGUGUUUACGGGUUCCAAUGGAACAUAACUAAGCAAAUUGUAACUUUUUUUUCAAUUACAUUAUCUACGUUUAUUAUUUCAAUUAGGUAUUUACUAAAUUAAUAUUAUGUAGUACAUACUACUAAUACGAAAUUUACUUUUAUUUAUUUACAAAUGGAAUAAAAAAAAUCAUUAGAAAUGGCAAAGCGUACGUCUUUUGUUUAGACUAAUUACGACAUAAACUUGAUGACUGAUUGUUAGAAGCGUGUUUUGUUUACUCUAAGGCUAAUAUUAUGAAAAAAUAACAGUAAAAUAUUUAAUACAUUUAAUAUAUUAUAUUGUCAAGGAAUGCAUUUCGUAAUUAUUUAUGUUAAACCAUACUUACAUUGUAUAGAAUUGUUACAAAAUAUUUUUUGCGUGUUAGUUUUAUAGCGUAUUUUCUACCCGAUUAAAAUUAAAUCUGUUGUAUUCUUUAAUUGUAUUUAAACAUUAAAAAAAAGCAUUCAAAAA